Aphanomyces invadans is the source of this 1783-nucleotide messenger RNA. RefSeq lists its product as hypothetical. Lineage: Eukaryota; Oomycota; Saprolegniomycetes; Saprolegniales; Verrucalvaceae. The record is from RefSeq and is a predicted model, not a curated record. Bases 1 to 1275 code for a protein of 424 amino acids. The transcript is spliced from 4 exons.
AUGGAAGCAGACGAAGCGGCAUGGGCAGAGUGCAACGACAUCCUUGCCCAAGUCAAGCAGAAUAAUGUGCAUGAAGGCCUCCGCAGGUUAUGCGCGCUGUCACUAGAGACAAGUGUGGCGUCUGUGCGAGAGUGGACGCACGCGACUAUUGCCGAUACGCUCGAGUGGCACGAGUCGCAACACAACGAUCCUCCCCCGUUCGUUGUGCCGUCCGUCACAAAGGCGUCGCCGUCGUCGCUUUCCAUCGGAGUGUCGCUGCAAAGCCAACAUGAUGUCGUGAAGGAGUAUGUACUGGAUCAGCUCCAGCGUCACGAACAGCCACUUCCUCACGCGACGUCCAUCGCGCUGCAGCAUGUGUUGGCCACGGACAUCGACGAUACCGCUCUCUUUGUCGAGCUCACCAACGUCUUCCUGUGCGAGCAUGCUAUCUUGGACAUGCUUGCAUCGUUUGAAGCGCGCGUGAUGUCCGAAUUGAGCCAAUUGUCCCUGCCAGCUCGAUUCAACUUGUGGACGCAGUUUCCUCGCGUCUGGGAACGCCAGAUUGGUACAUGGCUCGACCAAGUGCACGCAACUCCGUUGCUUCCUGUGCAAUGCGUCAUUCUGACCUCGUCCUCGCAUGACCACAAGCCGAAUCCCGUAGACGACGCCGCGUCAUUGUUUCGCACCAUGUACCGCCAAGCGCCACAUUUGCAUGUAGUGGCGCUUGACGUUUGCCAGCGGUAUCUGGCAGUGUAUCCCACCCAUCGGACGCUCCAACUGGUGCAGGCGCUGGCACAUUGCUUGACCGAUCGAACUGUCGUCCGCCUUGUCAAAGUCGGAGGUCCCCUUCGCGGGCUAGAGAUGCCACCGCCGAUGACGUGGUGGAGCCUGGCGCAGGACGCGGACUGGAUUCGAUCGACCUGCCGCCGUGUUCUUCGCUAUUCGCCACUCCCAACAUGUCCAAUAAAUGACGGCAUCCGACGUGACAACAACGAAGAGCACGUAUUCCACUCGUGGGUCGCAUCGCUGACGGCAGUGUACGCGCUCCAAUGCACCAGGACCCACACCGUUCUCCACUCGUACGCCAGUGCCCUUCUCGACGCAAUCCGCCGCUUCUCGUCCACCGACGCGGGACCUUCCGGCCCGGUUUUUGCGUGGCUGCAACAGCACCGGUACAAUACGCUUCGAUGCCGACACCAUGACCAUACUUGGUCGGCGCCAUGUUGCAUCUUGUACGACAUGGACCAACUACAUCAUGUCUGCGUAGAGAAGCCGCCGUCGCGUUCGCCGCGUUGACGGCCACUCUCCUGUUCAAUUGGAUCGGUGUAGCGAGCGAGCAGCUCCCGACUGGCACGUCGUCAAGCGGACGAGUCGCGGCGGCACCACCACCAACGACGCUGGACGCCGUGGUGACUGAAGCGAUGGCGUGCAUGGAAUACCUCCUGCGCCUCCCGCCACCUUCCACCAUGACGCGGCGGUGCGACGCCCAUCUCUCUCCUUCGUAUUCGAUCGAUGUAGCUGACGCAAUUGUGUGUCGUAGGGCAUACCAGAUCAGCCUCGUCGGUGUCGUUCUCGCGAGUGUCGAGUGUUCUGCUGGUCGACACAAUUUGUGUGUGCACCCGACAAUUGCCCCAGCAUUGCGUGAGCUCGUGCGGGUCAUGACCGUCGAUGCCGAAGUCACGUUGCCAUCGACAUGGCGCGCCCACGCUGCCGCGAGGCUCACGUGUCUGGAUUGUACGUGACGAUGCCGAUGCUCGAUCUGACUUUGUACAAUAAACACCACGAAACGAUCUUGUCAUGCCAA